Adineta ricciae is the source of this 219-nucleotide messenger RNA. Lineage: Eukaryota; Metazoa; Rotifera; Eurotatoria; Adinetida; Adinetidae. The record is from the annotation of a GenBank genome assembly.
AUGGGAGAAACAGGUGCUUAUACAGGUGAUUUCUCAAAUGCAUCAAUUGCUGCUUUAGCAAUCAAAAAAGUCAUUAUUGAUAGUUUUAAUUAUCAAUUUAAUGGAUGGGGUAUUUGGACAUGGAAUAGUAUUGAUCAAAUACCUCGUUUUUGGACAUUAACUGAACAAAAUAAUACAAUUAAUAAAGUUUUAUCACCAAGUUUUUGGCCUAUUGGAUAA